AUGGCAGAGUCAGACGGAAGCCAAAGUGAAGCGGAGAGGCACCGUCGUAACACGAUCGGAAUGGCUUUGUUGCUUGAUCAGAUCCACCAGCACGACAGCUUGAGCCUUACCGCCCAGGACAAGAUCCUGCCUAUCAUUUCUCAUACCCCGCUUCCCGCUGAGACGAUACCGAGUGUCAGUCGAGUGGAACUGUGGUCCUAUUAUCUCUACGGAGUCGGGCCAAUGUCAUACAGUUUAACAUUGUUUCAAUCCCUUGCCACCUCGGCGGGUUACGAUCCGGAUCUUGGGCCGGGCUCACCAUGCACUGCGGACAGGUGUAUCAUUCCCUUCGGAGGAAACGGGCAAACGAAAAGCGUCAGCAGCGUGGUUUUGAUUGCCAAUGGGAUUUCCUUCGGGAUCAUGACAAUUCUGUUUACCAGUUUGGGUGCUCUCGCUGACUACCGUCAAUAUGGACGCUGGAUUCUCUUCAUCAUGACCCUGCUGUGUUGGGCUUCCCAGUUUAGCGUAAUGGCUCUCACUGAUUCCAGCAGGUGGAAAGAAGGCAUGGUGCUGUAUAUCUUGGGAUUUGUCACGUAUGGUGCAACCCUCGUGUUUUAUGCCGCCCAAUUUCCUAUUAUUGCCUCCAACACUCCCAAAUCCCGACACUUGACAGACGAUCUACAUACCAACAAGAUAACCGAAGCUUCAUUCGAACUCGAACAAAGUUUGGAAAGAAGUAGGAUCUCCAAUAUCAGCACGGUGCACAGUAAUAUUGGAUAUUUAUUUGUCUCGGUCAUCAACCUUAGCGUCCUCUUGCCAUUGGCCAACAAUUCCCGUGUGAACAACUACACAAUAGUUUUGACGAAUGUAUAUUGGAUUAUCGUCGGGAUUUGGUGGUUCGUAUUCCAAAACCCUCGGCCUGGACCUCCUUUACCUCGGGGACAAAAUCCAUUUACAAUUGGAUGGCAUCAACUCUACGCCGCGUUUAAAAAUGCAACGCAGCUACCUUACACAUUUACCUACUUGGUCGCUUUCUUCUUGUUGGCAGAUGGGUUGAAUACCACAGGCACCUUAAUUUCGAUCAUCCAAUCGAAUACGGUCAACUUCAGCUUUCUAGAAAACACCUACUUGGGAAUCGCCCAAGCAGUCACCUCCAUCAUUUCUACUCUCGCGUUUUGGUACAUUCAAAAGCACUGGAAACUUAAAACAAAGCACAUGUUUGUGGUUACUAACCUUGUAACAGUUUUGAUACCUUUAUGGGGGACGCUUGGAAUUUGGAUCAAUGUGAUUGGAUUUCAUAAUAGAUGGGAAUUUUGGGCUUACAACAUCAUAUUUGGCAUGUUCCAAGCGCCUUACUACUCCUAUUCUCAGACUAUUAUGGCCGAAUUAUCCCCCCCUGGUCACGAAAACAUGUUUUUUGCUCUAUUCGGUUUUUCCAACCGAGCUUCAUCCAUCAUUGGUCCGAAUGUAAUUCAAGUUAUCAUUGAUCGCACAGGUUCAAAUUGGUCAGGAUUUCCGUUUCUAUUUGCGAUCUGCUUGUUACCAAGUAUUAUAAUACUCCUGUGCGUAGAUUUAGAGAAGGGUCGACAAGACGCUCUCAAAUGGAAAAUGAAGCAAUCUUGA
Puccinia triticina is the source of this 1602-nucleotide messenger RNA. RefSeq lists its product as uncharacterized. The record is from RefSeq and is a predicted model, not a curated record. NCBI's taxonomy places the organism in Eukaryota, Fungi, Basidiomycota, Pucciniomycetes, Pucciniales, Pucciniaceae. Gene Ontology annotation, biological process: amino acid transmembrane export from vacuole. The coding region runs from base 1 to 1602 and encodes 533 amino acids. The transcript has 13 exons.